Molecule: messenger RNA, 1512 nt
Organism: Sordaria macrospora k-hell
Lineage: Eukaryota; Fungi; Ascomycota; Sordariomycetes; Sordariales; Sordariaceae
Biological process (GO): glutathione metabolic process; cell redox homeostasis; cellular response to oxidative stress
Cellular component (GO): cytosol; mitochondrion
Molecular function (GO): glutathione-disulfide reductase (NADPH) activity; NADP binding; flavin adenine dinucleotide binding
Source: RefSeq, a predicted model, not a curated record
AUGCCCUCUCUGUCCUUCCUUGUUCGACCUUCUGUUGUCUCGUCCAGACUAGCUUCAGGCCGAGUUGGUUCUUUGUCCAGACACUUCUCUGCUACAGCUCUCAACAUGGCUCCCAUUUCCAAGGAAACCGAUUUUCUCGUCAUUGGUGGUGGCAGUGGUGGCAUUGCGACUGCCCGCGCCGCUGCUGGCAAGUAUGGCAUCAGGUCCAUGGUAAUCGAGGGCAAGCGUUUGGGAGGUACAUGCGUCAACGUUGGCUGCGUACCCAAAAAGGUCACCUUCAACGCCGCUUUCAUUGCCGAAACCGUUCACCAGGCCAAGGACUACGGCUUCAGUUUCAAGGAGACUGCUCCCUUCGACUGGACUACUUUCAAGCACAAGCGCGACGCCUAUGUUGCCCGUCUCAACGGCAUCUACGAGCGCAACCUCGCCAAUGACAAGGUCGAGUACGUUCACGGCUGGGCCAAGCUUCUGUCCCCCAACUCGGUUGAGGUCACUCUUGAUGAUGGCACCAAGUCUGUCGUCAACGCCAAGAAGAUCCUGAUCGCCGUGGGCGGCAACCCGACCAUUCCUCCCCAUAUCCCCGGCUCCGAGCACGGCACCAACAGCGACGGUUUCUUCGAUAUCGAGACCCUUCCCAAGAAGGUUGCUCUUGUUGGCGCCGGUUACAUUGCUGUCGAGUUCGCCGGCAUGUUCAACGCUCUUGGCGUGGAGACCCACCUUUUCAUCCGUCACGAUACCUUCCUUCGCACCUUCGAUCCCAUGAUCCAGCAGGUAUCAGUCAAGGAGUAUGAGCGCCUUGGAGUCAAGAUUCACAAGAGGAGCCUCCUCACUAGCGUCGAGAAGGAUGCGGCGGGCAAGCUGGCUCUCAAUUUCAAGGAGGGCGAGGGCGAGCAGUCGAUUGCCGAUGUCGACCACCUCAUCUGGGCUGUUGGCCGCACACCGGCGGUUGAGGGUCUCGGUUUGGACAAGGCCGGCAUCAAGACCAACGAGAAGGGCUAUAUCGAGGUGGACGAGUACCAGAACACCAGUACCGAGAACAUCUACGCCCUUGGUGAUGUGUGCGGUCACAUCGAGUUGACCCCCGUUGCCAUCGCUGCCGGUCGCAGGUUGGCCGCCCGUCUGUUUGGCCCCGAGCAGUUCAGGACAGCCAAGCUGAGCUACGAUAACGUGCCAUCCGUGGUGUUCGCGCACCCUGAGAUUGGUUCCAUCGGCCUCACCGAGCCCCAGGCGGUUGCCAAGUACGGCGCCGAGAACCUCAAGAUCUACAAGUCCAACUUCACCGCCAUGUACUACGCCAUGAUGCAGCCCGAAGACAAGGCGCCUACUGCCUACAAGCUCAUUUGCGCCGGCCCCGAGGAGAAGGUUGUUGGUCUGCACAUCAUCGGCCUUGGCAGCGGCGAAAUCCUCCAGGGCUUCGGUGUUGCCAUGAAGAUGGGCGCGACCAAGGCCGACUUCGACAGCUGCGUGGCUAUUCAUCCCACCAGUGCUGAGGAGUUGGUGACUCUCAAAUAA